Molecule: messenger RNA, 1008 nt
Organism: Camelina sativa (false flax)
Lineage: Eukaryota; Viridiplantae; Streptophyta; Magnoliopsida; Brassicales; Brassicaceae
Product: metal-independent phosphoserine phosphatase-like
Cellular component (GO): cytosol; cytoplasm
Molecular function (GO): phosphatase activity
Source: RefSeq, a predicted model, not a curated record
ACCAAAACUUCUUUCUCUCAUCACAUUAUUCUCUCUUUUAUCUUCACUUUUCCAUCCACAAAAACCAAUACCCCUUCCAAUAAAAUGGGUCAUGAAUGGAUCGAUGCAGAGAAGGAGUUCAAAUGGAGUGAGGAUGUCAAAGUUGAAAGUAAAGUGACCGAGAUUGUUCUUGUUCGCCAUGGAGAAACCACUUGGAACGCUGCCGGAAGAAUCCAGGGACAAAUUGAAUCAGAGCUUAACGAAGUUGGACAAAAGCAGGCUGGUGCAAUCGCUGAGAGAUUGGGAAAAGAGGCGAGACCCGUAGCAGUGUAUUCAUCAGACCUCAAACGAGCCAAAGACACUGCUCUAAUGAUCGCCAAAACUUGUUUUUGUCCAGAGGUGACUGAAGUGCCUGACUUGAAAGAGAGGCACGUGGGUAGUCUCCAAGGGCUGUAUUGGACAGAAGGAGCUGAGAAAGAACCUGAAGCUUACUCUGCUUUUUUCUCCUCCCAGAAUGACCUCGAGAUUCCUGGAGGAGGAGAGAGCUUCGACCAGCUUUGUGAUAGAUCUAUGAAUGCUCUUGAGAAAAUUGCAAAGAAACACAAAGGAAAGAGAGUGAUAGUGGUGACUCAUGGAGGGGUUUUGAGGGCAAUAUACUUGAGGAUUACGCAAGCUUCCUCUGCCGGAAAACUCCUAAAUGCGUCAGUUAAUGUAGUCCACCUCCGUGACAAGAAAUGGAUCAUCGAUUCGUGGAGCGAUGUUUCACAUCUCUCCUCCGUUGGAUUUCUCCAACGUGGCUUUGAUGGAGACGCCAAGCCCUAGAGAACCUCCUCAUCGAUUCAUACCUGAUAUCUUACGUCUAUUGAACGAGCGAUUUAUAAAUAUUCUCUAUCUCUGUAUUUGUUGUUGCUGUGUGUUAGUUUUUUUAAGUCGAUAUAUUCUUGUGGAUCAGUUCAUGUCUUGUAUUUUGUCUUAAUCGAUCAUUUACAAGAUCUCGAGUUAAGGAUCUUCAAUAAUAAGCUUUUCUUA